This is a messenger RNA of Triplophysa rosa, 2132 nucleotides long. RefSeq names its product tRNA methyltransferase 10 homolog B-like. Gene Ontology annotation, cellular component: nucleoplasm; nucleus. The record is from RefSeq and is a predicted model, not a curated record. NCBI's taxonomy places the organism in Eukaryota, Metazoa, Chordata, Actinopteri, Cypriniformes, Nemacheilidae. The transcript is spliced from 5 exons. Gene Ontology annotation, biological process: tRNA N1-guanine methylation. Bases 1270 to 1812 code for a protein of 180 amino acids. Gene Ontology annotation, molecular function: tRNA binding.
UUCGUGAUAUGACUUUAAUCUGAAGUAUUUCUGUGCGCAUCUCUUGUGGAUCGGAGCCGCGCUUAUCCGCUCAUCACGUCUUAUUGCGUCUAUAAAAAGUUUCCGACUGACAACCUGUCAGACAGAGCAUCAGUACCCGGUUGACCCGGUACGUCGGUGGUACCGGGUCUUAUGAAAAUUAGGUACCGACAACUUUUUUAUUUUUAGGUACCGACUUGGACCCGAAGUACCGGUACUUUUGACAACACUAACCCAAUGUAACUGUUGCUUUUCUGAAAUAAAACCUGAAUAAACCUCGAUGUCAUAUGCGGCCGAGGCUGACAAAUGUGAUCUCCGGAGGACGCAUGCAGCCUUCAAAGACGCAGCUACUUUGUCCAAGUUUCUAAAAGUACAUUCUAAAAUGCUGUUACGAUUGAGGUUUGACGUGUUAAGACCGUAUUUCCCCUUGUUUUGGUCUAUUUUUCUUUAGAGCCUGUAUCUUUUAUCAACCCCAGUAUUAAUAAAUGUGUUCGUAGUGCAUUUCAUCUUUUGUGCGUUUAUUUCGUUAACCAAUGUUGCACUAUGGCAGCUAUAUGUUCACGGAAAUAAAGUAACAAAAAUCAAAUUAAAUCAAAUUUACUUUAUCAGUUAUUAUAGUUAUUUUAGGCACUCUUUAAAUAAAAAAUGACAAAAAAUAUUGGCUGUAAUGUCACAGAAUGUCAGACUGAAACAUAACUGCUCUUUUUCAGCCAACUACUUAAACUGAGACAUUUAUUCAAGAAGUUUAUUAUAACCUGAAAACAAUUAGGCUUACUAGACACAUAGAAUUUAAAGUCAAAGCUCUUAAACAGACAAUUAAUCGUCAUAAUCGCAAUGAUUUAUUAGACAAUUAAUCGUCAGCCAAAUUUCAUAAUCGUGACAGCCCUAGUAGCAAAGUGUCAUUUCUUCAGUGUUGUCACGUCAAAAGAUAUAAUAAAAUAUUUACUAAAAUGUGAGGGGUGUACUCACUUCUGUGAGAUAGUGUAUGUACCGAAAAAAUCUUACUUUUAACAGUUUAGGUUUAAUAGGAAGCAACGGACCAUUGUAAAUACAUAUAACCGGAACCUAGUGAGCCAUACGAUUUCGAGUCAGUAGUACAUCACGAGGCUACGUGCAAGUAGUCCAUUUCCCUGUGAGUUCUUGUAAGGCAUGAGUGGUUCAACUUUCUACUUAAACUACUUAAUAAAAAUCACGUCAGAUUAGUACAUAUAGUGGACUAUUUCUUUUAUUUUUACAUUUUUUCUUUAGGAAAUGAGCCAUCUUGCAGGUCAGAUUAGGCGCCUUUAUGGAUCGAAUAAAAAAGCUUUGCGGCCAUUCCACAUUUUCCUGACAGAAUUGAAAGAGGACAGUCUGCUGUAUAAAGAAUGUGUUAGGAUGAAUGACGGCUUCCUGAAUUAUUUGAUGGAUGUGACAGAUGAGAGCUGGUUUCAUCUGUUCCCCACUGAGGAUGUGAUAUAUUUAACCCCAGACGCAAAUGAAGCUUUAGAACGUGUGGAUGAAGAUAAAGUGUAUAUUCUUGGUGGUUUAGUGGAUGAAAGCAUACAAAAGAAAAUAAGUUACAAAAGAGCGAAAGAGCUUGGAGUCCACACAGUGAGACUGCCUAUUGAUGAAUACAUGGUGAAGAAGUCCAACCCCAAAAACUUCCACUCCAAAAUUUUGGCAAUCAACCAAGUGUUUGAGGUCUUGCUGGCUUUUUGUGAGACCAAAGAUUGGACUACAGCUCUUGCUUCUGGUAUCCCACCUGGAAAGGGUUACGUGGUGACUUCACUGAUGUCCUCAGAGGUUGGACAAUGAUUGGCCCUCCAGAGCAGCAGGAAAUCAGUGACAUUCUUUGGUCACCCAGAGUUUGAGGCCAUGACCAAUGCAAAGUGACCAUGUUUGCACAGUAUAUUUAUUACAUAGUCACCGUAACUGUAUUACAGUAUGCCUGCCGUGUUUGUCAGGGUGGAGGUGUUACUUGAAUUGCUAAUAUUUAAAAUAUUUUGCUGUAUCUUUUGUUUACCAUUUUUACUUGAUUCUCAGGAAUAGUUUACAUACAAAAUGUCUAUUAACUCAACAUUUGUUGAGCGUUAAAUAAAGCUAUUGAAUCAUAACACUGAUGUUCUAAUGUCUUG